AGGCAGCAAGCGCGCCGAGUCAGUUUCUGUCUCAGUCUCAGUCGACUCAGUCGGCGUCAGCCAACAGCGUGAGUGAGUGCGCGUCGAACGGGAACGUAGCCCGUUCGCGUUCGUUUCAAUUUUCUGUGCUCCUCUCGAGCGUGUUUGACUGUGUGUGCAUGCAUGUCUGUGUGAGUGUGUCGCAAGACGAGCUCAAAAGGCCGACGGUUAAGCAAGGCCCAUGUCAAAGUUGACUAUAGCCGAAAUUAAAAAAAAAAAAAAAAUUAAUAUUGCACAUACUUAAGCACGCGCUCAGAAUUCAAGAUAAUCCUAAACUUAUAAUCGGUUGACUAAGGAUAAAGACAAGUUAUCGAUAACUAAAAGCGUUUACUGUGCUAUUUUGCGUUAGUGUUGUGCAAGUGGGGCAUGGCUACAACGGGGGCAACAGCAGCCCCCACAAGGACCUCCAGCAAAAGCACAACAGCGGCUCAAGCGCCAGCCGUCGAUUAUUCAACCGUCACGCCCACUUGCACCACCGCCACAGUAGUCAUGCCUCCCGUGGGCAUAGCGGCUGGCUUGCCCGUGGGCAUGGCAGCUGUGCCCCAUCUGCCCCUGCUGGGCGGCUGCUUGGAAAACACGGCCAACAAAGGCAUUGCAACGGGCAGCGGUGCGCAGCCGACGGCAACAUCAACUCCCAGUCUAACGGCCGUUCUACCCACGCCCACAGCUCUGACGCACAACCACUGCCCGUCUACAGCGGUGCCAGCGGCUCCCACGUUGGGCCUCUUCGGCAACGCGGGCAGCUCACCUCCGGGCACAAAUCUCAGCGCUUUGGCCUCCCAGCAUCGGCUACUGGAACUAUCGAGGUUCGGCCUGAGGGGCUACGAUUUGGCACAACAUAUGCUGUCGCAACAGGGCGCUGUAUCCAAGCUGCUGGGCACAUUGCGUCCGCCUGGACUGAUUGGUGGCUCGAAGCCAAAGGUGGCCACGCCGACAGUUGUCUCCAAGAUCGAGCAGUACAAACGCGAGAACCCAACGAUAUUCGCGUGGGAAAUACGCGAGAGACUGAUUAGCGAAGGUGUUUGCACGAAUGCCACUGCGCCCUCGGUGAGCAGCAUCAAUCGCAUCCUGCGCAAUCGGGCCGCCGAGCGCGCCGCCGCGGAGUUCGCUCGAGCUGCUAGCUAUGGCUAUGCACUGCACCCCACGCAUCCGCACUCGCAUCCGUACACGAGCUUUCCCACCUGGCCGGCCACGUUGCCGGGCCAUCAUCCGUUGUGGGGCGCCGUGCCGUUGGCCGCCAGCGGCGCCUUGCCCGGCAGCAGCAGCUACAACAGCGACGGCAGCUCCAAUCCGAAUACCAACAACAACAGCAUCAGCGCAGGAGGCGGCAGCAGCGCGGGCAGUGGACGCUUGUCGUUGCCAGCGCUGUCGCCGGAGUCGGGCAGCCGGGACAGUCGCUCACCCGACGUGGAUGCCAAUCGCUUGAUCGACAUUGAGGGCGAGGACAGCGACUCGGAGGACAGUGACCAGCCGAAGUUCCGGCGCAAUCGCACAACGUUCAGCGCCGAGCAGCUGGACGAGCUGGAGAAGGAGUUCGAGAAGUCGCACUACCCCUGCGUGGGCACUCGCGAGAAGCUGGCGGCACGCACGGGACUGAGUGAGGCGCGGGUGCAGGUUUGGUUUUCCAACAGACGAGCGAAAUGGCGGCGUCAUCAGCGGGUCAAUUUGCUGAAACAGCGCGGCUCAACGUCGACAUCGCCCACACCAGCUCCAACGCAGCAGGAGCCCAGCCUACAAUAUGCUACCCGUUCCAGUGCUUACCAAACCGAGGGCAACAACAGCAGCAGCACCACCCACAGCGUGCCAGUCAUCACCACCACCACCACCACCCACACCAGCAGAAGCCCUACGGGCCACGGCCCCGACCCACUGACAGCAACAGCGCCGCCGCCUGCCUCAAUCACAGCAUCAGUUCCAUUAUUAAUGGGCGGUGAGCAUAGCGCCUUUCGAGCGGCCCUGCCCUCUGGCUCGGCAUCGGCAUCGGCCUCGGCCUCCGCCUCGGCGUCGGCAGCUGCAUUUGCGCUCAACUUUGCCCGCCAGUACAUCUGGCGGCAAAUGGGAGGAUUACCGCCCAAGGAGCCGCAAUCGGAACUGGACGAGGAAAUCAAUGUGGAUGCAGAGACGGAAGCGGAAUCGGAGGCUAAUUAAAGAGUGCAAUCAACAUGUUGUUAUUCCAGAACUAGAUACAUACAUACAUACCUGCAUAUACAUAUGCCUAUAUGUAAUCCCAAUCUAUGAAUCAUGCAUGUCUAUGAAUUUGGAUUUGGAUUUGAAUUUGUCAGUUUCCUAUCGCUUUAAGACGACAAUUUAGUGCAAUUUUUAACUUAAUUUAUUCAAUUUUGCAUUCCAAAACACGUGCUGAGUACAAAUAAAGACGGAAUCGAUAUAUACGAUAUAUCGUUAUAUCUCGUAUAU
This is a messenger RNA of Drosophila arizonae, 2454 nucleotides long. It is a transcript of the gene toe, whose product is annotated as twin of eyg. NCBI's taxonomy places the organism in Eukaryota, Metazoa, Arthropoda, Insecta, Diptera, Drosophilidae. Gene Ontology annotation, biological process: anatomical structure development; regulation of transcription by RNA polymerase II. The record is from RefSeq and is a predicted model, not a curated record. Gene Ontology annotation, molecular function: DNA-binding transcription factor activity, RNA polymerase II-specific; RNA polymerase II cis-regulatory region sequence-specific DNA binding.